Molecule: messenger RNA, 876 nt
Organism: Westerdykella ornata
Lineage: Eukaryota; Fungi; Ascomycota; Dothideomycetes; Pleosporales; Sporormiaceae
Product: zf-PARP-domain-containing protein
Exons: 4
Coding region: 1-876 (291 amino acids)
Biological process (GO): nucleosome assembly
Cellular component (GO): nucleosome
Molecular function (GO): zinc ion binding; DNA binding; structural constituent of chromatin
Source: RefSeq, a predicted model, not a curated record
AUGCCUACGGGCUACCGCAUCGAGCUGUCGCCCAAUGCCCGGGCCAUGUGCAAGAACAAGGAGUGCAAGGAUGCAGGCGUCAAAAUCCAAAAGGGUGAGCUGCGGUUCGGCACCCUUGUCACCAUCGAGGAACACACAAGCUGGACGUACAAGCAUUGGGGAUGUGUUACCCCGGAACAGAUCAAGAAUGUGCAGAGCUUCAUCGACGGAGACAUGGACCUGUUGGAAGGCUACGAGGAGCUGCCCCAAGAGGAGAAGGACAAGGUAGACUUCGCCAUCAAGAACGGCCAUGUCCCUGACGAAGACUGGAAAGGCGAUAUCGAGAAGAACCGACCAGGCAUGAAGGGCUUUCGCGUGAAUGCACCAAGGAAGAAGAAGGGUACCAGGAAAGACAAAGAGGAAGGGGAGCAAGAGGAGGAAGAGGAGGAGACAGGGAAGCCUCAGAAAAAACGAGGCCGUCCCGCUAAAGACGAGGGCGAGGCGGAGGCUCCGGCUGCAAAGAAACGUGGACGUCCUGCCAAAGAGACUGGGAGAAAGAAGGCCACGAAGAAAGAGGAGACCAGCGACGGUGGGUAUGGGCAAGAUCUUGUUGAGGAAACUGCCGCACCACCCAAGAAAGCGAGAGGCAAAAAGGCAGCUGCCCCAAAGAUGGAGAGCGACGACGAAGCCGACCGCCCAGAGCCGAAGAAGCCAAGGGGUAGGAAGGCUGCCGCGAAGGAGAAGGAUAACCAGGAAGCGGAAUCCAAGCCCUCCAAAGCCCGAGGUCGCAAGCCUGCAGCCAAGGCAUCAUAUGCAGAGGAAGCCACCGACGAAGAGGAGCAGGAGGAACUUGGUAUUGCCAAACCCAAGCGCGGGCGCAAGAAGACCGCGGCUUGA